AUGCAGUCCAUCAGAGACUUGAAGCCCAACUUCAGCGGCCCUCCUCCCUCCUCCAUGGCUGCCGGCCCCGAUGCCUAUCACCAGGGCAACAUCAGGAUGACUCUGGAGGACCCUGAACUCUGGAAGACCUUCCAUGAAAUAGGGACAGAGAUGAUCAUUACUAAACCGGGCAGGAGGAUGUUCCCACACUGUAAAAUUAACCUCUCUGGCCUGAUUCCAUGUGCCAAGUACAUCUUACUGGUGGACAUGGUCCCUGAGGAUGGAUUCAGGUAUAAGUGGAAUAAAGACAAAUGGGAGGUGGCAGGAAAAGCGGAGCCCCAGCCUCCCUGCAGGACCUACCUCCACCCCGACUCUCCGGCCCCGGGGAGCCACUGGAUAAAGCAGUCCGUCUCCUUCCUCAAGCUCAAGCUCACCAACAAUACACUCGACCAGCACGGCCAUAUCAUUUUGCACUCCAUGCAUCGCUACCACCCGCGCUUCCACAUCGUCCAGGCUGAUGACCUCUUCAGCGUCCGCUGGAGUGUUUUCCAGACCUUCACCUUCCCCGAGACCUCCUUCACAGCAGUCACGGCCUACCAGAACACCAAGAUUACAAAGCUGAAGAUCGAUCACAACCCGUUUGCAAAAGGUUUCCGGGAUGAAGGCACCAAUAAAAAGAGACGUGCCAACAAGAGCCCAGCCUGCCUUGAGAAACGAGCCAGGAUGUCGGACAUCUUAAACAGGGACUCUGAGGAGGACAGCCCACCAGAUUUCUGCCCGUCAUCCUACGAGGGUUACGACGGAGAGGAAGCCGACCUGCCCAAAAGGAAAGAGGAUGAGGCAGUUAAAGAGGAGCGUUACUCCCCGUGGGCUGCAGAGAAGGAGCACAGCGUGAGGACGGACUCCCCCGCUGGGGCAGACCCCAGAGACAUGUACAACACAGAGCAGCUGGUUCCUGCUCCAGCCUCCUACCAGCCGUACAGGUUCCACGAGUACGGAAAGUCCCCCUCGCCGUCCUCCAGCAUCGGCAGCAGCAACAGCGGGUCCGGACGCAGCAGCUUUGAGUCCAGAGUCCCCGAUGUCGCCACCGUGCCCGACCACGACUCUUCAAAGCCGCGCACACACGAGAUCGGCCCUUCCCCUUGCGGCCCCCAGCACCUCCCCGCCCCCCAGGACUACACCGGGGUCCUCAACAUGACCAUGGCCCAGGCCGGCAAGACCGGGGGGGUGAUCGGCCACCACAUCUACAGCCCAUAUGGCGCCGAGCAGCCCCUGGGUCAGUGGGGCGGCCCCGGUCCCGCCCAGUACCCCCCGCCUCACCACCUGACCGCUGACUACACCACGCAAGCUGUGCACCACGGCUAUCACCAUGGCAACGUGGCUGAGUGGAGCCAGUACCCGCUGUUUUCUUAUUCCUGCUGGUGA
Molecule: messenger RNA, 1404 nt
Organism: Morone saxatilis (striped sea-bass)
Lineage: Eukaryota; Metazoa; Chordata; Actinopteri; Moronidae
Gene: tbx16
Product: T-box transcription factor 16
Exons: 9
Coding region: 1-1404 (467 amino acids)
Biological process (GO): pattern specification process; cell fate specification; regulation of transcription by RNA polymerase II
Cellular component (GO): nucleus
Molecular function (GO): DNA-binding transcription factor activity, RNA polymerase II-specific; RNA polymerase II cis-regulatory region sequence-specific DNA binding
Source: RefSeq, a predicted model, not a curated record